AUGAUGUACAUGAUGACUGGAAAAAUCGGUGACAAGGACAAUCGCUCAAAUAGUAAGAUGCCAAAAAUAGACUUUCAUGAUCAUGUCUCCUGUGAAUUAUUUGCUGCUAGGGAUCUUUACCCAACUCCUUUGGAAGUUUCUAGUAAAGAUGAUGUUGCAGUAAGCAGAAUCCGUAUGAGAUCAUUCACAAACCCAGAUACAUUCUGGUGGUGGUCUGAAUGACAAAGACAGUAAGACACCAUGUCAAAACAAAAAAAAUUUCAAGUUUUCCACAACCGGUCUUCAUUGGACUGAUAGCAUGGCAGAAUGACCACUAUAUUUGUCAAGUAAUAUAGAAGGUGGAAGAGAUUGUCGAGAACUGUAUGGAAGACGAUGGUAGGGAGGAAGAAGGAUGAUGCAGAAAGUAAACAACCCAUUUGAGCACCCAAUAACUUUGCCAUAAAAUACAAGCCCAUCCUGCGGUCACAAGUUUGACCGCUCUUUACUUGGUGCUCCUGACCUUCUGCUCUUUUUGACCGUUUUUUACUUGGUUUCAAGAAAUACACAUAUUAUUGUGACUUAACUAGAAAAAGGUUCAAAAGGGAUUAUAAAAAAGAACUACAAGGUUACAAAGUACUUAAAAAGGAGAAGUGGAAGGACUUUGUGUCAUUUAUUCAAGGAUGGAGUUGUUCUUGCACACAUCCCAUUCUUCACUGGACUAAUAAACAAACUCCUCAAUCACAGAUCCAUUAGAAUCCAGACAAAGAUUGUUGGUAGUAUGGGAAUGGAAUCCCUCAUACAACUCUA
Molecule: messenger RNA, 786 nt
Organism: Lactuca virosa
Lineage: Eukaryota; Viridiplantae; Streptophyta; Magnoliopsida; Asterales; Asteraceae
Source: the annotation of a GenBank genome assembly